CCCAGCCUCGCUCACAGGCGGAAGUGACGUCGGGCGAGGCUGCUCCCUGCUGGUUGCCGGGGGGCUCGCGGCGCUGUGCACGCUAGCAGCCGGGCAUGACGGUGGGAGACGUGUAGCAGGGCUGUUGUGUGCUCAAAAGCGCUGGCUUCCAGGAGCCAUGUCGCUCUUGUCCUUGUCAAGUAGGCUGGGAGGCAGAGACGGUUCACAGGCACUGAUCCGGGGCUUCACGGCUCUGCAUAGCGGAGGCCGCCGGGCUGCGCGGCUCCGGCAGGUCGGUGAGCCGGUGGGAGCCGGGUCGGUCUCGGCGAGGUCCCGCGGCUUUCCGGGCACAAGACCUCUGUGCACGUCCUCUGUCAGCGGCCGGGACAUGACCAGCUCGCUUUGGGCACUUUACAAUGAGACCAAAAAGCAGACGGAAGAUUUAAUCCCAGCUAUUGCACGUAAUUUCCUAAACCCAGAUGCUAUCUUUGCCAACAACGAGAUGAGCCUAGAAGACAUCGAAAUCUAUGGCUUUGACUAUGACUACACCUUGGCUUUCUACUCCAGCCACCUGCACACACUGAUAUUUAACAUAGCCAGAGACAUCCUCAUUCAGGAGCACAGGUAUCCAGAGGGCCUGCGGGAAUACGACUAUAUUCCUGAUUUUGUUAUCAGGGGUCUUCAUUAUGAUGUGCAGAAGGCUUUGCUGAUGAAGAUCGAUGCCUUUCAUUACAUCCAGUUAGGAACUGUGUACAGAGGGCUGCACCCCGUGUCGGAUAAGGAGGUCGUCGCCAUGUACGAAGGCUCCCAUGUGCCCCUGGAGCAGAUGAGCGAUUUCUACGGCAAGAGUUCCCACGGCCACACCAUGAAACAGUUCAUGGACAUCUUCUCCCUGCCUGAGAUGACUCUGCUCUCUUGCGUCAACGAUUACUUCAUGAAGCACAACAUCGACUACGAGCCUGUCCACCUCUAUAAGGAUGUCAAGGAGGCGAUUGGAGAUGUCCAUGUGAAAGGCAUCAUGUACCGGGCUGUGGAAGCAGAUAUUGAAAAGUACAUCUGCUAUGGUGAGCAGACCCAUGCUGUUUUGAGCAAGCUGUCAGAGAACGGGAAGAAGAUGUUUCUGAUAACUAACAGUCCUUUCGACUUUGUGGACAGAGGCAUGAACUACAUCGUGGGGAAGGACUGGAGAGACCUCUUUGAUGUCGUCAUCGUACAGGCGGACAAGCCUGGCUUUUUCAAUGACAGGAGGAAGCCGUUCCGGAGGGUGACGGAUAAAGGGGUGCUCUUGUGGGACAGGAUUCACCGUCUGGAGAAGGGACAGAUUUACAAACAGGGCAACCUGUAUGAGUUUCUGAGGCUGACAGGCUGGAGAGGAUCCAAAGUGCUGUAUUUUGGGGAUCACAUCUACAGUGAUCUGGCCGACCUGACUCUGAAGCACGGCUGGAGGACUGGCGCCAUCAUCCCGGAGCUCCGGCAGGAGAUCAAGAUCAUGAACACGGAGGAGUACGUUCACACGGUGACAUGGCUGCAGGGCCUCACUGUGCUGCUGGAGCACAUGCAGGUGCACAGAGAUGCUGAGUCACAGAUGGUCUUGCAGGAGUGGAUCAAGGAGAGAGAAGCUAUGAGGUCGAGGACGAAGGACAUCUUCAACCCUCAGUUCGGGAGCCUCUUCAGGACUUCCCACAACCCCACGUACUUCUCCCGGCGCCUCUCCAGGUUUGCGGACAUCUACAUGGCCUCCCUCAGCUGCCUGCUCAACUACAACCUGCACCACACUUUCUUCCCCUGCCGCACCCCUCUGCAGCACGAGGCCCCGGUCUGGCCUGGCCAGAUGGGCGCCGGCUUCUUCAAGACGCCAUGCCUGGCAGAGGUGGCCCAGGCCAAGUAGAGACAGGACAGGCUGGGAGACGGUCAUGGUGUUGCCAAGCCUGUACCCUCAAGCUGUGCUUGGACAGGCCGGGAGAGAGAAGAGCCGUCCAUUAACAUCUUGUGCAGGUCGCUGUAGUGCUUCCUUUUCCGUAAUGUGGCUACUUGCUGUGCUCUUGAAGCCUUGUGCCUGUUUGCAUGUUGUGGCUUUUAAAUAUAACGCAACAGCUCUGUAGAACCAGCUCACCUUCUCGAUAGGCUGGAUAACGGACUUUGACUCCUUGUUUCCACUGUAAAUGGGUCCGAAAAAUCACGCUAUGUGGAAAUCCAUCACAGAGGAUUGAGGCCACAUGAUUAGAUUUAUCCCUGUUGUGUCUGACAAUCUUUACAUGAAGGAAAGAUGAAGCUUGCAGGAGCUAAUCAGUUUUUUUGAGUACACAUGAAAGAAAAUGGUGAUUUAACAGGAGGUGAAAGUCACUGGGAUAGACAACACAGAAACUAAAUCUUGCUUCUUUCCUGAAUCUAAUGCGUUGCCUUCUGUGUUUGACUCAACAAACAGCCGCACUGUUUUCACUGCUGGGGUGAAAAAGGCCAUGUUUUGCACAGGGAGAAACAGGGCUGUACUCCUUUAUUCUCUUAGACUUGUAUUUCUUACUUUAAACAUGCUACAUUCAGGCUAUUUAAACAGAAUGUAAAAUAUGUUAUUUUUAUAAGGAAGAGGUCGAUCAUUUGCCUAUUUACAUUUUUAUUGUUUUGUUUAAUGACUGAAAUGUGUUUGGAGUUUGAAUUUUAUGUGCAUUGUAUAUGCUGCAAAGGCGAAUCACACAUUUUACAUCUUAAUAUACACAGCGUGGACAUGUACAGUACUGUAUAACGGUAAUGUUUUAUUUACAUGAAGAUGAUUUUAAUUAAAAUAUACAGUAAAUUAGCCCCCAAACCUCUAUGAAACAUGCCUUUACUAUUUUAGUACCUUGGUUUAUGGUGGAUUAUCAAUGUGUAUGCUGUUUUGAUUACAUUCUGCAUGGACUGUAUUAUAUAAGAUGUUGUCAACGUAUAGUCACAGCAAAGCCUUCAUUCUCCUGACAUUCUGCUGCGUUUCCUGUUCACAGAAUGCUUGUCGGGUCUGUUAGCUUUGUAUGAUUUAAUCAUUCAGAAUUCUGUAUUAUAAAUAAAUUACGGGUUGAUUAGAUAACU
Lepisosteus oculatus (spotted gar) is the source of this 3039-nucleotide messenger RNA. It is a transcript of the gene nt5dc3, whose product is annotated as 5'-nucleotidase domain containing 3. The record is from RefSeq and is a predicted model, not a curated record. Lineage: Eukaryota; Metazoa; Chordata; Actinopteri; Semionotiformes; Lepisosteidae. Gene Ontology annotation, molecular function: 5'-nucleotidase activity.